Pungitius pungitius (ninespine stickleback) is the source of this 2450-nucleotide messenger RNA. RefSeq names its product ring finger protein 207a (gene rnf207a). Gene Ontology annotation, molecular function: transmembrane transporter binding; Hsp70 protein binding; zinc ion binding. NCBI's taxonomy places the organism in Eukaryota, Metazoa, Chordata, Actinopteri, Perciformes, Gasterosteidae. Gene Ontology annotation, biological process: regulation of heart looping; regulation of cardiac muscle contraction. The record is from RefSeq and is a predicted model, not a curated record. The transcript is spliced from 17 exons. Gene Ontology annotation, cellular component: perinuclear region of cytoplasm. The coding region runs from base 27 to 1910 and encodes 627 amino acids.
CGUUGUUCACUCCCUUUCCCUGCAAGAUGGCUGGAGAAAUCUUCAGCAGCUCGGACCACCUGUGCGGCGUGGACCGCACCGAUGUCCACCCCCUGGUGUGUCCCCUGUGCCACGAGCAGUACCAGUCCCCGUGUCUGCUGGACUGCUACCACAUCUUCUGUGCCCGCUGCCUGCGAGGUCGGACCAGGGACGGCCGCCUCAGCUGCCCCCUCUGUGGGUACACAUCGAUUUUAAAAGGGAAUAGCUUGCUCCCUCCAGAGGACCGCCUGCUCAGGUUCCUGGUGGACAGCAAUGCGGAUGCUGAGGAGACAGUGAAGUGUGCCAACUGCGACCAGGAGAGUAACCACAAGGACGCCGUGGGGAUGUGCUUCUGCAACACCUGCAGCCAGCCGCUGUGCGGCGCCUGCAGGGAGUCCACUCACAAGGCCAGGAUGUUUUCCCACCACGAGAUCGUAUCGCUCGCCAAACGCUCCCAGGCCAAACACAGGAUGUGCUCGGUCCACGAGGAGCCCUACAUCCUGUUCUCCACAGAGAGUACGUCCAUGCUGUGCAUCAAGUGCUUCAGAGACAUGCAAGUGGAGAGCCGGACUCACUGCAUCGACAUCGAGACGGCUCACGCGAAGGGGUGCGAGAUGCUGGACCGGGCCGUGCUGGCGGUGAAGGAGCUGCAGACCUCGGCCGGGGAGGCGAUCGAUCUGCUGAGGGCGAUGAUCGGAGAAGUGUGUCUGAAUGUGGAGGAGGAAGAGCGGGCCAUCUGCUCUCUGUUCAACAGCCUGCAGGAAAAACUAGCCGAGAGGAAGAAGAUUCUGCUGAAAGCAGCUCAGAGUCAACAUGAGGAGAAGGAGAAAGCUCUGAGGGAGCAGCUCUCGCACCUUACUGCGCUCUUACCAACCCUCCAGGUGCACCUCGUCACCUGCUCGGCCUUCCUCGGCUCGGCCAACAAGUUUGAGUUCUUGGACAUGGGCUACCAACUGAUGGAGCGGCUGAAGAGGAUCGUGAAGCUCCCCCACCGGCUGAGACCCGCUCAGAGCAGCAAAAUCAACACCGACUACAGGAGUGAGUUCGCCCGCUGCCUGGAGGCCUCGCUGCUGCACGGCCAGCGCCGCCCUGCUUCUGUGGUCGGAUCUCUGAGCGUCGCGGCGAGGCACCAGUCCCCGCUCCGCUCCCCGUCCCUCAGCGAGAUGCCCCCGGGCCCUGUGUGCGGUCGAAGGCCCGCCUGUCGCCGCAAUGUCUGCACCAAGGUGCUCCUGGCCGAGGGGAGGGAAACCCCCUUCACCGAGCACUGCCGCAGCUACGAGAGCAGCUACAGGACCCUCCAGACGGAGAUUCAGAACCUGAAGGACCAGGUGCAGGAGCUGCACCGAGAUCUGACCAAGCACCACUCCAUCAUCAACACGGGUCGAAUGGGGGAGAUCGUGGACCGGUCGCUGCGCAUCGACAGCCGGAUAGCUUCCCAGCACUCCGCCGUGGAGACCGUGAGGGUCACGUUCGAGGAGAUCUGGGACGAGACCUUCCAGAGGGUCACCAAUGAGCAGGAGAUCUACGAAGCGCAGCUUCACGACCUGAUGCAGCUGAAGCAGGAGAACUCCUACCUGACCACCAUCACCCGACAGAUCAGCCCCUACAUCCUGUCCAUCGCCAAAGUCAAAGAGAGACUCGAGCCCAGGUUUCAGGAGCCUUCCGAUCGCCACGACGACCGCACAGAAACGAUGAUGAAAAUCUACGGCGGCGGCGCGAAGGCCGCAGGCGGCGAGGACAGCGACGACCAGGUCUGCGUGGACCUGGACCCAGACGGACCCAAGAACCCCCCCCUCCCGCCGCCCGCCGGUCCUCGGGCCCGGGGACGGCCCGCUCAAGACCGGGCGCCCGCUCAGGCCGAGGGUCGCCGCGGCGACGGCCAGCCGCGAUGAGAGACGCGAGACGCCUUCGUGGGACUUCUGUGUCCGGGCCUCGACCUCCUCGUCUGUGAGGAGGCUCUUCGUGACCUUUGCUCCGAGGGGAGACCUCGCAUGGCGCCGACCGCAAAGAGGUCAAAGACGCUCAGAGGACAAAGAUAGCGAGGAAUCAUUUUAGUGUUAUUCACCAUACGGAACAGAAGGAAUAUCCUUUUGAUCUUUUUGUUGAAAUGAUUUUAGUGUGUGUGUGUGUGUGUGUGUGUGUGAUUUGUUUUUUGCAUAAUCUUUUCUUUGCAUGAAGCAUUUUUUCGUGUGGCGGGGGGCGGGGGGGGGGGCUGAUGAUGGAUGGCCGCCAAAGUCUGACUCCCCAAAAGAUUGUUGAAUCGGUGCGACAGCACAGAUGGAACACUGCGAAUGCAACUGUGUGUGUGUGUGUGUGUGUGUGUGUGUGUCAGUGUGGGUCACAUGUUGGCGUGUGUCAUUUCCCGGAUGGUGUCUGCAGUUGGAUUUUUUUUUUUUUUCAACAUCUCAAUGCAGUGUGUGUAUGGAGCUGCC